AUGCUUGCACAGAGACACACCCUCCUGAAAGUCAAUUUCGAGUGCGGUAGCAAGGAUGUGGAUGAAAAAACCAGAGCUUCAGGUCUUCAAUACGAUACCAACAACUACCGCCCUCCAGUGCAACUCCCUCCUUUCCCGGGUCAAUGGCCAGUCACUAGCAACAACGGAUCAACGGAACCAUCGUCCGCAGCAUCCUUUCAUCCGCGGUUAGACCAUUCGAUAGGGUCAACAGACCUUGCGGGCUACGGCAUCAAUUUUCUUGGGGCCAUCAUGCGAGCAGAGUCUGAGUUGCUUCAACAAAUUCAGGAAGUGCGCAGUGGCUCAAAAGAAAUUACCGAAGUGAACCCAGCCGUUUUCGAAAGAGUGAUGGAGCUUUAUGAAGAAGCGACUGCCCUCCGAAAGUUGGAAAUUGCAGCUCUGGAUCUCGAGAUUGCAAAUGGGAAGAAUAUGAUUGCACAAUCGAUGCUAAACGAGGAAGGCUUGUUAUGGUACCAAGGCAGAGUGUUUGAAAUGAUACUUCAGAAAGAGUCGCUAGAAAAGAAGAUUGAGUCUCAAGAACUUGAGCUCAUGAAACCAGAAAAGGUGUCCCAAGCAUUAUCCUUUGCAUUAGAAUUCUGAAUAAAAGCGACUUUUCUCAUUAGUGCAGUGCUCUUGGAGUUCUUUAGACUCGUAUGCAAUGGGCGACUAAUCGUCAUGUAAGUGGUCUAUGCAAUGAUCCGCCGUGCGAGUAAAUCGCACUAUGCGCUGCUGUGCUCUGCUAUUCUACUCUGUGUUGCUCUAAGCUGCAUUGUAUUACAG
Molecule: messenger RNA, 798 nt
Organism: Gamsiella multidivaricata
Lineage: Eukaryota; Fungi; Mortierellomycota; Mortierellomycetes; Mortierellales; Mortierellaceae
Exons: 6
Coding region: 1-618 (205 amino acids)
Source: RefSeq, a predicted model, not a curated record